Molecule: messenger RNA, 521 nt
Organism: Porites lobata
Lineage: Eukaryota; Metazoa; Cnidaria; Anthozoa; Scleractinia; Poritidae
Source: the annotation of a GenBank genome assembly
AUGGAGGGACCACUGCACUACAGACAGUUUAGAAACUACGCCAAUCGACGAAAUGUGCUUAUUCGACACCUUAAGGAUAGAUCUAGCCCUUUAGAGGAAUACCACGAUGACGACUUUCGUUUGCAUUUUCACCUUGGAAAGGAUUCAGUCAUUGACCUCGUAAAAAUUUUGGAGAAAGAUCUUCAACAUCAAACAAGGAGAGGACUGCUGCUAACACCAUUUCAAAGGGUUAUUGGCGAUUUAUUUGGUGUUAGUGCAUUUGCUGCAUGUACUGCAGUUGACAAGGUUUCAAGGGCUAUUGCAAAACAAAGAGCACAGAAAACCUGGCUGAUACAAAGAGAAAGUUUUAUGAUGUUGUGCACUUUCCAGGUGUGAUCAGCGCCAUCAAUGGUACCCACAUCAGGAUAAUAUGUCCCAACAAAGAAAAUGCUAUGGCAUUUGCUAACAGAAAGCAGUUUUACUCCAUCAACGUCCAAGCCGUUUGUGAUAGCGAGGCCUUUAUUACUAACAUUGUAGCUCGC